ACGAAAUCGUCAACACUUAUCAAACGAUAAAUUAAUCAAACGAACAUAAACGAUGGCUACCCCAAAGCGGAAACUGUUUAAGAAUCUAUUUGCAACUCCCAGAUCAAAGGAAAAAGAGCCAUCGGAACCAUGGAGAGAUUAUAAAGACUUAAGAGAUGGGUGGACACAAGAUUAUUAUAAGACCAUGUUGACCAGAAUCAAAGCAAAUACAACGUCGGUAUUGAAAAUUGAGGGCGUCAAUUCUACAACUAUAAAUAUCAUGAUGCUUGGUUAUGUUCAAAGCGGAAAAUCUGCGACAAUCAACUCAAUAUUUUGUAUACUUGAUGGCAGAAUAAGUAAACGGGCAAAAUCCGGGGUCAGUACACAAAAGUAUAAUUCAUUCAGGGGCGAAAAAGAACUUGAUGAUAUUAUUCUCUUUGACGUCAUGGGGGUCGAGGCCAUACACAACCAAGGAAUAUUAACUGAAGACAUUCAAAUGUGUUUGGAUGGAGACAUUGAAGAAUACUAUCAAGUAGAUAUUGUAGUUUUUUAG
This is a messenger RNA of Ruditapes philippinarum (Manila clam), 532 nucleotides long. RefSeq lists its product as uncharacterized. The coding region runs from base 53 to 532 and encodes 159 amino acids. NCBI's taxonomy places the organism in Eukaryota, Metazoa, Mollusca, Bivalvia, Venerida, Veneridae. The record is from RefSeq and is a predicted model, not a curated record. The transcript is spliced from 4 exons.